Messenger RNA from Cannabis sativa, 743 nucleotides. RefSeq names its product large ribosomal subunit protein uL14x/uL14z/uL14y. Lineage: Eukaryota; Viridiplantae; Streptophyta; Magnoliopsida; Rosales; Cannabaceae. The coding region runs from base 134 to 556 and encodes 140 amino acids. Gene Ontology annotation, molecular function: structural constituent of ribosome; large ribosomal subunit rRNA binding. The transcript is spliced from 4 exons. Gene Ontology annotation, cellular component: cytosolic large ribosomal subunit; ribosome. The record is from RefSeq and is a predicted model, not a curated record. Gene Ontology annotation, biological process: translation.
UCGACUAAAAGACCAAGGGCUAAUUGGGAAUAUGAGAAAGUGUGAUCUAGCUGAACCCUAAUACCUCUCUCUCUUUAUAAAUACCCUCAAAAACCCUAGCAUCACUUUCAGUCGUCUCCAGCAGCAACCCACAAUGUCGAAGCGAGGGCGUGGAGGUUCCGCAGGGAACAAGUUCAGGAUGUCACUGGGUUUGCCAGUGGCAGCCACUGUGAAUUGUGCUGAUAACACUGGAGCUAAGAACCUUUACAUCAUUUCCGUAAAGGGAAUCAAGGGUCGUUUGAACAGGUUGCCAUCUGCUUGUGUUGGUGACAUGGUUAUGGCCACUGUUAAGAAAGGAAAGCCUGAUCUGAGGAAGAAGGUUUUGCCUGCUGUCAUAGUUAGGCAGCGCAAGCCAUGGCGCCGAAAGGAUGGUGUCUUUAUGUACUUUGAAGAUAAUGCUGGUGUUAUUGUCAACCCCAAGGGAGAAAUGAAAGGGUCUGCCAUUACCGGUCCUAUCGGAAAGGAGUGUGCUGAUCUAUGGCCAAGAAUCGCGAGCGCAGCCAAUGCUAUUGUUUAAGUGUCUUGACUCUAGCCUUUUUUCUUUAGGAUAGUUGCAGACAUUUGUGAAAUUCAAACUCGUUUUGCUUUUUUUUAGCAAGGUUUGGUAUACAUUUAAAGAAGUUUUGUUGAUCAAGAGUUAUCCUACUUGUUUUUGUCCUGCAUUUUAUAUGCACUCUCUUAUGAAGUUGAAAUUUACCUUAUUA